AGCCAGCCAUACACCGGACUACACAAUUCAUGAUGAAGAACAUCAAAACACACGGAUAUGUGAAUGAAUAUAAUUGGUAUAAUCAGCGCUCUUAUUCCACAUUCUCUGGUAUAAUGGUACAUUACUAGAUCGACAUCUGCCUGAAACAGUAAGAAGGACACGGUCGAAGCCUUCCCCGAAGCGUAAUCGUUGACCACCCGGUCCACAAAGUAAUUUAUCUUUACAGCGCCAUCGACCCCUUUAACCAACUGCAGUAUUCGGACAGGGUUCAGCUACAUAAUGUAUAUUUUAUACACAGUUAUCACUUCUUUGGUUUGCUUUUUGAUUUUGAAAUGGAUGAAAAGAAGGAGGUACUGCACAGACGUUAAACGGCUGGAUGGUAAAACAGUCCUUAUCACUGGAGGAAACUCUGGUAUCGGCAAAGAGACAGCGAUGGCCUUGGCGAUAAGGGGAGCCCGUGUCAUCAUCGCCUGCAGGGAUGUCGUCAAAGCUCAGAAGGCCGUGAGGGAGAUCAAGGCGAGAAGCCACAAUGUCAACGUGUUAUAUAUGGAACUGGAUCUGGCUAAUAUGAGGUCCAUCCGGGAAUUUUGCACGACGUUCUUGCAAAAGGAGAAGAGGCUCGAUAUCUUGAUCAACAACGCGGGUAUACCCAGUGUCUUAGACUGGACGGAUGACAACUUCAGCAUGUGUUUUGGUGUGAACCAUCUGGGACACUUCCUCCUGACCAAUCUGCUGCUGGGCCGGCUGAAAGAGUCCGCCCCGAGCCGGGUGAUUACACUCACCUGUGACAAUUACAAGUACCAGAAGUUGGACUUCCAGGACUUGAACUACAACCUGCUGCCCUUCUUCACCUACUGCCGUAGCAAGCUGGCCAACAUCUACUUCAUCCAGGAGCUGGCCAGGAUGACUGAUGGCAAGGGGGUCACGGCAUACGCCGUGCAUCCAGGCUAUGUGCACAGCAACUGGACGUGCCACUUUUCCAUCCUGUUCCGAAUCGUGAUGCAGGUGAUAAUGUUCAUGUUUUUUGUGCCGUGCGAAUUGGGCGCACAGACAGUCAUCUACUGUGCCGUGUCAGACACAGUCACUGACCACAACGGCGGCUACUUCGCUGACUGUAGGCCGGGCAGACUGAGACCCUUCGCUAAAGACCCUGGAGUGGCCAAGAAACUGUGGGAGGCCAGUGAAAGACUGGUUAAGCUAGCCUGAUGAGGAACUCCUCAUUUGUUUACAUUCAUUUUAUAUGAAGUAUUAUUUAUUACACGACAUGAGGAUGUGUUCUUUAUUAUGAUGUUAUUUUUUGUUAUGAUCAUUUUGUCCCCUUUAUUCUGUUUUUCUGUUUGUUUACAUUGAACUUUCAUUGUGAGAGUGAAUACAGUUGCUUUUGAUUAAAAACCCUGGAAUAUUUCGCUGA
Molecule: messenger RNA, 1411 nt
Organism: Sardina pilchardus (European sardine)
Lineage: Eukaryota; Metazoa; Chordata; Actinopteri; Clupeiformes; Clupeidae
Exons: 4
Coding region: 280-1206 (308 amino acids)
Source: RefSeq, a predicted model, not a curated record